Cyphomyrmex costatus is the source of this 2491-nucleotide messenger RNA. RefSeq lists its product as uncharacterized. The transcript has 6 exons. The record is from RefSeq and is a predicted model, not a curated record. The coding region runs from base 92 to 2356 and encodes 754 amino acids. NCBI's taxonomy places the organism in Eukaryota, Metazoa, Arthropoda, Insecta, Hymenoptera, Formicidae.
UGGAACACGAGUGAUUCAAUCGUUGCUGCGAUUGAAUAUUAUAUUUGAGUGCAUUAAACUUGACGGUGAAUUGUUCGUUAUUUGCGAUAAAAUGGGCAUCAAAUCCUUCGUACUUUUUUUAUUGAUAGCCAUCACGACUAACGCGUCGUGGUCUCACCGUCAUCAUCAUCAUCAUCAUCAUCAUGAAUAUUAUCCAGAACACAGAAAGGAAAACAGUCAUAUAAAUUAUGUCAACCAAAAACCGAAUUUUGAAAAUGAAGAAACCGUAAAUACUGCGCAAUCAGAAUUACUGAAAAAGAAUGAAAAAUACUCAGAAGUCUUAGAUACCAAAGGCAUUCCUUUUAAUGCGCGAAGAUUAGAGAAAAUGUUGGAGAAGGCACUCCUGAAGAUAAUCACAGGUGAUCUCGGCGCAGCAGAGAUGCUGCUGUUGAAGAGCUUGAAUUACACGCCGGAAGAAGUGCUGGCGAUUCGCGAGCGGGAACUCGAUAAGCGAAGGGAUGAAGAAUUGAGAAAAAUGGAGGAAUCCGAUGGGAAAAAAUAUUACGAUGAAAAUCUGUACAGAGACAAGGCGAAGCAUUGGAAUUAUAAUUCUAUGGAACUUGAGCCAUCGUCUCGUAGUGAUCCUGACGUGGACGUAUCGAGGAAUGAAAGGAAGAAGAAUCGAUAUAAGGGGAAGGCUUCUCACGACAAAGACUUCGACUUUGAUGCUUAUAAUCGUCAGGCGGUAAUCGAUUACGAAAACUUGGCUUCCAAACUCGAGCUGCAGCAGCAAUCGUGGUCGGAACCUGCAGCGAAUUUCGAUUAUGAAGACGAGUCGAAGAACUCCGAGGAGCAGAAGCCGUCGCAGAACAUUCAUCAGAACUUCGACCGAGCCAUGGAACCCCACGUGAUCUUCAAGAUCCCCUACGACGAUUCUGAGCUCGAUUCCGGAUCUGAUGAAAAAUCAAAAUUUAUCGAUGGUGACGCCCUGGUUUUGUCGAAGGGUCUGAAACAUCGCAUUCCUUCGACCUUGAGACACACGACUGCGAGGAAUGUUGCAAACUCCUUUCACGCUUCGUCAUUGUCUACUUCUUCUUCUUCUUCUUCGUCUGCCUCUUCUGCGGCUACCGGGCACACUCCACUUCCCAUAGUAUACCAGCUGCGGAAUUUUAAAGGCGUCAGGCCAGAUUACCCGAAGAAUCAACCUUCCUUCAGCACGACUGAGUUUCCGGAGUCUAUUAUCACGAGCACUAUUAUUACGAAUGUUACAUCUAACGCGACUUCCAGCGUGACUGAUGACUUCGCCAGUUCAGCGAAUGACAAUAAAUUGUCCGUCAAAGAUGCGGACGAUGUGACCGACAGAAAAAUCAGCGAGUACGAGGGGCUAGAAUGGGUUGGAGACGACGUUUAUAGGGUGAUACCGGCUUUCGCGGACUCUCUGGGUUACGAUAACACCGACGAGAGCGCGACUACAGACUACGAGGAGCAAAAUCUAGGUUUCCAAGAGGGAAACGAAACUGAUACUCUGGAGUAUCAGAAUGAUACUCCCGAUCCGGUAAAGCUUUUCAUAGCCAAUGCCAAUAUCUCCAUUGAGAACGCGUCACAGACUGCCAAUCUGACUGCCAAUCAACAACUAUCGGGCACAAAUCGGGAAGAAAAUGUAACCUCAAGCAGUCAGAGCCAAAAGAAGGCGAUCGAUGACAUUAAGUCGAAAAUUCUUGCGAUAACUGGAAGAUACAAUCUUAGCACCAACACCAAUCAAGUUCAACGCGAGAGACUCGCUAUGUUUUCGCCCGUUUGUCACAUACCUCGAAACACGGAUUCUGAGGCAUGGAUGGAUCCAUUUUUGAUGAAUAUGCACUUUCAAUUAAAUCUUACUUCCGACGAUUACGUUGUCGCUGCGAGACUGCGACUUCACGUAUUUUCACAAAAAAACACGACUUCCGACUUUCGGCUUUCGAGUCCUUUUGACGUGGAAGACGACGACGAGAAGAAAAUCAGGGUAUCCGUUUACUACUAUACCAAAUCGCUGAAGAAGCAUCGAUCAAAGAAACGACUGAUGGACUCUGUCGUGACGCCUCUGAAUUCCAAAGGCGCUCAUCUGGCGCUGGAUGUCGGGCAAGGCCUGAGAUUCUGGCGACCGAGUCCGCGAAAUCCACAUGGCAACGGUAAUAAUCACGGUUUAGUGGUUCAGAUAGAGGACCAGGACGGCCGGCCGCUAAAACCGGCUCUGUACAUCCAACAAUCGUCCUGCGUGGACCACGAUUUCGAUGAGAAGGCAUAUCAACGCAUACCUACACUUUUCGUCCGGGCCUGCCAUCGUUAUGUUCGCAUCGUAGAUGACGAAAAAGUCACAUACGUAAAUUGUAGGCAUUGAUGACAAAAGUCACUUGAUCAGAAAGCGAAAAAAUUUAUUUCAAAAUAAAAGAAAUCGACUUAAACUAUAUUGUGUUAUCGUCAUUAUCUAGAAAUACUUGCCAUUAAAGAAAAUUUGAAUCUUUAUUGUAUAAAC